Messenger RNA from Odobenus rosmarus divergens (Pacific walrus), 498 nucleotides. RefSeq lists its product as uncharacterized. The transcript is spliced from 2 exons. The record is from RefSeq and is a predicted model, not a curated record. The coding region runs from base 1 to 498 and encodes 165 amino acids. NCBI's taxonomy places the organism in Eukaryota, Metazoa, Chordata, Mammalia, Carnivora, Odobenidae.
AUGGGGGAGGCUUUCAUCGUGGGAGCGCGCUUCCCGCGGGGCCCACCCUGUGGAGCUCCCCAGCGGAUUUGCUCCUCCGGUUCCAGUCGGGGUGGAGGAGGCGGGUCACUUCGGCCUCCGCUCCCCUCUGGUACUCCGCCAGUAACUCCAUUCUUCCUCUCUGUGUCUCUGCAGGCGGCGCUCCGAGUUCCCGCGAGGAUCAAUGACCUGACGAGGCGCCGGAGCCGCGCUGACUCUCGGGUGGCCUGGGUCGGUGGUGAGCCCGGUGCUCGUGGACCGGCGGGCGGGCCGGAGGGCCUCGGUCUCCUGCGGCGGAGUGAGGAGAAGGCGGAGGAGCGGGAACCGCGGCGGCGCUCGCGCGGCGCUUGCGGGGGGAAGGGCAGUUCCGGGCCGGGCCGCGCCUCAGCAGGGCGGCGGCUCUCCCGGCGCAGACGCAGGGCCCCGGCGGCAGCGGCGCCUGGAGGAUUCAAGUUGUGCGGUCCGGUGAUGCCCGAGUGA